AUGUCCGAAUUACGAUAUACAGCCAAUACACAACUUGAACAACUCCAUGCGAGAUAUACCGGUACAGGACAUGCGGAUACAACCAAGUAUGAGUGGUUAACGCACCAGCAUCGAGAUACGUUAGCUGCGAUCAUUGGACAUCCACCUUUACUUGGCUACGUGUCAAUUGCAGAUGGGGAGUGUCAAGCUAGGAAGAGGUUCGAAUUGAUUGAGAAAAUGGUUCAACCGUGCGGUAAACCACCAGGCAAAACGGAUGACUAA
Kwoniella botswanensis is the source of this 261-nucleotide messenger RNA. RefSeq lists its product as uncharacterized. Gene Ontology annotation, cellular component: precatalytic spliceosome; U2 snRNP. The transcript is spliced from 5 exons. Lineage: Eukaryota; Fungi; Basidiomycota; Tremellomycetes; Tremellales; Cryptococcaceae. Gene Ontology annotation, biological process: mRNA splicing, via spliceosome. The record is from RefSeq and is a predicted model, not a curated record. The coding region runs from base 1 to 261 and encodes 86 amino acids.